Messenger RNA from Macrosiphum euphorbiae (potato aphid), 372 nucleotides. The record is from the annotation of a GenBank genome assembly. NCBI's taxonomy places the organism in Eukaryota, Metazoa, Arthropoda, Insecta, Hemiptera, Aphididae.
AUGACUAUUUUUCAGAGCAAACUAUUGGAUCACUUGGAAAAACAAGAAUUAACUGACGCGGAUGAACUUUUUUUGAAAUCUUUACUUCCUCAAGUAAAACAAUUAAGUGAUGGUAAAAAAUUAGAAUUUAAAAUGUACGUACUUAAAUUUUUUCAAAAUGAAUCUUAUCCACAAAAUAAUAAUUAUUCCUAUCAAACUCCAGUAUUUAAUCCUCAGAAUAAUGCUCCAUAUUUUUAUUCCGGGUAUCCUGCACCAAUUCCAAAUCAAUGUCCUCAACUACCUUCUUCUGAAAACAUAUCUGCACCUUAUCAACCAAAGCAACAACAUUUUCCUCCGCAUAAUCCCCAAGAUGGCAACCAUCAUCAAAUGUAA